ACUGAUGUGCAUUUGCUGUCAUGUGAUACACAUUUUUCACAGCACUGAAGUGCGGUGUAGCGUUCUGUUUUCCCAAACUAAGAAAUGUUUCUCUUUGCCACAGCCUGCUAAAUUGCAGCUAGCUUCAGUUAUGGAAGUGACUGACAGUAGCUUAAUGUAAACGUGUAUAGUUCCGUUCAAGUGUUGAAGAAAAUUCACGGAUAUAACGUGUUUGAAACCUGUCUAUCACCAGCACCAUGGAACCCACAGCCUCUGGAAUGUUCUGUAACAGAAUGCUCAGUAUGGUAAACUCAGAGGAUGUCAACGCCAUCAUCCAAGCCCAAAGGCACAUGCUGGACCGCUUUGAGAAGACCAAUGAGAUGCUAAUCAAUUUCAACGGGCUGUCCAACGUGCGGCUGCUGCAGAUGAACGAACACUUCCUGCUUCACACACGCACCCUGGUGGAGAUGAAGAAAGACUUGGACAGCAUCUUUAGGAGAAUCAGGACGUUAAAGGGCAAGAUCGCCAAGCAGUACCCAGAGGCCUUCAGCAACGUCCACGAGUCGCCUAUCCUGGAGGAGGACGACGACGAGUUUGAUCUCAUCUCGCCCAGCGUUGCCGCGACGAUCACCACCGCCAUGUCGGAGCAGAGCACAGAGUCAUGUGACACGAGCCCCGACGUCAUUUCCCCGACCGUGAGCCGUUGUUCCGAAGACCUCUCCCAGGAGCAGGCCGACACGCCUACCUCUGACCCAGCCCUGCCUAGCCCUGAGAUGGGCGUGCUGAGAGAUGAGGGUCCGGACUCAGUGCCUGCAGAGUAGAGCCUUCGUAACCCAGGCCUAGAGCUCUACUUAGUACUUGCAGAGUAGAGCCUUCGUAACCAAGGCCUAGAGCUCUACUUAGUACCUGCGGAGUAGAGCCUUCGUAAUCUAGACCUAGAGCUCUACUUAGUACCUGCGGAGUAGAGCCUUCGUGACCUAGAGCUCUAUUCAGUGCCUGUGGAGUAGAGCCUUCGUAACCCCGGCCUAGGGCUCUAUUCAGUACUUGCAGAGUAGAGCCUCUGUAACACAGGCCUAGGCCUUGGGUUGGCUCAGUAGCUGUAGAUUAGAUACUCCUAUAUACAAAAGUAUGUGGACAACCCUUCAAAGUAGUGAAUUCGGCUAUUUCAGCACCACCCUUUGCUGACAGGUGUAUAAAAUCGAGCACACA
This is a messenger RNA of Salvelinus namaycush (lake trout), 1188 nucleotides long. Its product is annotated as kxDL motif-containing protein 1-like. The transcript is spliced from 5 exons. The record is from RefSeq and is a predicted model, not a curated record. Bases 237 to 800 code for a protein of 187 amino acids. Lineage: Eukaryota; Metazoa; Chordata; Actinopteri; Salmoniformes; Salmonidae. Gene Ontology annotation, cellular component: BORC complex. Gene Ontology annotation, biological process: lysosome localization.